AUGAAACGGUCAACGUAUCCACAUCAUCAACACAACCUCGAGUUUCUCCUUUGUCUGAAUCGCCCCUUUUUCCUCCCGGAUCAGCUUCAGUGCAUAAAAACCUCUGAAGUUCUGGGUUUGAAAAUGGAGGAGGCGGGUUUGUUGUUGUGUUGUUCUGUCGACUGUAGGUUUCAACAGGAAAAUUAUGCAGGUCUUUUUUUCGUGGUGGUGAGUUCAUUUGGGUUUAUAAGAGUGAAUGCCGUAUUCUCUUUUCGCGUGACGUGGCUGUUGCGAACGAGGCUACCAAAUGAGGUAUGA
This is a messenger RNA of Lathyrus sativus (Indian pea), 297 nucleotides long. The record is from the annotation of a GenBank genome assembly. NCBI's taxonomy places the organism in Eukaryota, Viridiplantae, Streptophyta, Magnoliopsida, Fabales, Fabaceae.